This is a messenger RNA of Malus domestica (apple), 5193 nucleotides long. Its product is annotated as protein ENHANCED DOWNY MILDEW 2. The record is from RefSeq and is a predicted model, not a curated record. Lineage: Eukaryota; Viridiplantae; Streptophyta; Magnoliopsida; Rosales; Rosaceae.
UUUAGUUAAGUGUAAUUGCUGGUCUAAUGUGAACCAUUGGAUCAUAAUCUAUGUGCAUCACUUAGAUUUAGCUGUAGUGAGUCAUAACUCAUGACCAUUGUAAGCAUCUUAUAUGGUGUUUUAUUUGAAUGGCUAGAUUGAUUAUGACGUAAGAGAGAGAAGGCUCCCCUCCUUGCAAGGGCAAUAUUUUGCUCAUGCAGUGUGUGAGAUAUCACUGAAUCACCGUCUUCUUCCUUCCUAGAAAAUCCAAAGUGAAAAUCAUUCCAUUUUUUCUUCAAGCUCUUAACUAAAUGAAAUACAAAAUCGCAUACAAACAUUACUAACAAUGUGUGGGAGAGAAACUAGCCAGUGCUGGUUACAACCGAUAAUAGAGUAAUGAGUUUUUCCUCAUUUUCUUUUUAUACAAUCAACAUUGUACACUAAAUUGAUAUAAAGUGCGGGGAAGAGGAUUCAAAUUUGAGUGAAAUGGGGAGUAUAACUACAUGUUAAUUUUGAUUUGUUACUGUACAUGAUCAUCUCAAGUUCAACAUUGAUCGACACUGGACAUGAGCCAAUGUUGUUGUAUCAUGUACGAAGAAGCAAUUGUAGGUGCCAAAAACUUCGUAUAUAACUUGCAUUUGCUAGCCCUUUGUUACUGUUUGUUUUUCUUCUAACUUUUGCUACCCGUAAAAAAGAGGGUGCUAACUGUCAUGUAAAACUUGUUUAGGGGAUUUUGAAUAUGAAUUUUUUGGUUCUAACCUUCAUUUUGGGAAGACUUGCAUGAAAUCGGUUGUGAGCUAAGUGUUGUUCCCGUCCAAUUGUUGUAUCAAAAUUGGUUGUGAGCCAAAAUGUACUGAGCCGUGUUCACGACACUGAAAAAUCUCUACUAAAUUAAAGGGGAAAUGCAGGAUCUUUCGACUACGUGUCAUAAUCGGGCGCGAAAAAAAAACACUACGUGCGUUCAGACCCUCACGGUCUCAAACCAUUAUUUACAAUAAACGACACGGCGAUGCGCCUGGCCAGUACGGAGUAAUUUUCCCUACCGCCACAUAUACAAGGGGAAAUUCAAAUUUCGUAGCAAAGUGGAGAAAGUGAUUGAGAGCGUUUGAGGACGAAGCUAGGUUUUUUCUUCAAUCCAAUCAGUGAGAGUUGAAUAAGGGCAUGGAAUCGUCGGAUGAUGAGGCGGAGGCGGUGCUGCAAUCCGUUUCAAAUUACCAUUUUGUAGAUGACAAGGAUGAACCCAUCUCAUUUCACGUUCUGCCAAUUCAGUGGAGUGAGGGUGAGAGGCAAGACGGCAAGAAAAUGCAGAUAUUUGUGCGUGGCACUGCCGAUAAUGGGCUUCAGAAACUGUAUAAGCAUGUUAUCGCAUGGCGGUUUGAUCUUUCCAAUGUCGAUCCUGAGAUAUCGUUGCUCUCUAAGGAAAAUAACUGGCUCAACCUUCAGAAGCCGAGGAAGAGCUUCGAGGAAGUAAUAAGGUCAAUCUUGAUAACAGUGCAGUUCCUUCACUAUGUGAGGAGAAAUCCUGAGACAUCCGGCAAAUCUUUGUGGGAUCACUUAUCUAAAGUUUUCAGCUUGUACGAGGUCAAGCCUUCUGAGAAUGACCUGGUGAAUCACAUUCCUCUAAUUAGUGAAGCUCUUAAACGGGAUGAUGCGUUAGCAAAGUGCAAGUUUUUAGUCAAUUUACUUGAAGAGAAGACCAACAAGAGGAAACUGUAUGAUCAGGACAUUCAAGCUACAACAAAACCUGGAUUUAUAGUUGAUGAUACGGAAGAAGAUAUGAUUGACGCUGAAGACGAGUCCAACGACGAUGAUAACCUGUUUGAUUCUGUUUGUGCUUUAUGUGAUGAUGGUGGCGAUCUUUUGCGUUGUGAAGGGAGAUGCCUAAGGUCAUUUCACGCAACUGUCAAGGAUGGUGAGCAUUCUAUGUGUGAGACCCUUGGCUUUACCCAGGAUGAAGUAGAAGCAAUUCAAAACUUCUUCUGCAAGAACUGUCAACAUAAACAACAUCAAUGCUAUGCUUGUGGGAAGUUAGGCUCCUCUGAUAAAUCUUCAGGGGCUGAGGUCUUCCCCUGUGUUUCUGCAACCUGUGGUCAAUUUUACCAUCCACAUUGCAUUGCAAAACUCAUUUAUAAAGACAAUGGAGUCUCUGCUGAAGAACUUGAGAAAAAAAUUGCUCUGGGGGAAUCUUUUACGUGUCCGAUUCAUAAAUGCUGCAUUUGUGAACAAGGAGAGAACAAGAAGGAUCCUCAGUUGCAGUUUGCUGUGUGUCGGCGUUGUCCUAAAUCCUACCACAGGAAAUGCUUGCCAGAGGAGAUUGUAUUUGAAAAAACAAAGGAAGAUGAAGAGGAUGAAGACGAAGAGGAGGAAGACACAGAGGAUGAAGGUACAACAACAAGAGCUUGGGAACAUCUAUUACCUAACCGUGUACUAAUAUAUUGCACAAAACAUGAGAUGAUUAAAGACAUUGAAACGCCAAUAAGGGACCACAUAAAAUUCCCUAGAGUUAAAGAAAAGAGGACUACCUUUAUUCGAAAGAAGACCGAUUUUGUAGAGAAAAAGAAAAAAGGGACAUCAGAAUCCCUUCAAGAUAGAGAGAUAUCUGUGGCGAAUAAGAGAAAGCUUUCCACCAAAGAAUUCUCUAGGGGUCAAACUGCUCCUAUGAUAUCUAAAGAGAAGCUGAAGUCAUCUUCUACCGCAAAAGUGGGUGGUAGCAGAAUUAGUAAAAAACUACCUGCUGGGUUAGAUACAUCAAGAAAGCUGAAAGUGAAUUGUGCUUUGAAAAAGAAAGCUAAGAUUUCUGUGGCUGGGGAACAAAAUACCUCAUUGGGUGAUCAGCUAUAUGCCUAUAGGAAGGAGUCUUUGCAAAUGAAGUCGGGGAAGCAGGGCAAACCUGAUGGGGAGCGUGAUUUGGCAAUAUUUAAUCCUGCCUCAAAAAAGUUGACCAGCGCACCACCAUCUUUAGAUGCAGCUACAGAGAGGAGGCUAUUGUCUUUAAUGAAAGAUGCUGCGUCUUCAAUAACUCUGGAAGAUGUUAUAAGAAAGCACACAGUUCCAUCGACUCAUCAAUCCUCAUCCAAAAAUGCUGUGGAAAGGAGCAUUACAAUGGGAAAGGUAGAAGGCUCAAUUGAGGCUGUUCGAACGGCGUUACGGAAACUAGAGGAAGGAUGCAGUGCUGAAGAUUCAGAGGCUGUUUGUGCUCCUGAGGUUGUUCACCAGAUUUACAAGUGGAAGAACAAGCUGAGAGUAUAUCUUGCACCUUUCAUGCAUGGAAUGCGCUACACGUCCUUUGGUCGUCAUUUUACAAAGGUGGACAAAUUAAAAGAGAUUGCUGAUAGGCUCCAUUGGUAUGCAAAAGAUGGAGAUACGAUAGUGGACUUCUGUUGUGGUGCCAAUGAUUUCAGCAUUGUAAUGAAGAAGAAACUUGAAGAGACGGGGAAGAAUUGCUUUUAUAAAAACUAUGACUGUAUUCAACCGAAGAAUGAUUUCUGUUUUGAGAAGAGAGAUUGGAUGAAAGUAAAACCAAAGGAGUUACCGAAAGGGUCACAAUUGAUCAUGGGGUUAAACCCUCCUUUCGGAGUUAAAGCAGCUUUGGCAAACAAGUUCAUUGACAAGGCUCUUGAGUUCAAUCCAAAGCUCCUUAUUCUUAUUGUUCCACCAGAAACUCAAGGGUUAAAUGAAAAGAAAUCGCCUUAUGAUUUGAUCUGGGAGGAUACCCAGUUUCUGUCAGGAAAGUCUUUUUAUCUCCCCGGAUCUGUUGAUGCGAAUGACAAACAAUUGGAUCAAUGGAAUGUAACGCCGCCACCACUUUAUCUCUGGAGUCGUCCUGAUUGGUCCGCUGACAUCAAGGCUAUAGCCCAAGAGCAUGGUCACAUCACUGCAUCAGGGUAUACGAAAGAUCAUUCUGACUCUUUAAAUAACAGUCGGUCAAUAGGUAAUAAUGAUCAAUAUGGUGAAGCGCCUAUGCUGAUUGAUGAUGGCAUAAAACCCGAGAGUCCUGGGGAUGGGAACAACAUUGAUGAGAUAUGCAAGGAAAUUCUGCCACGCAUUCAGCCUGCUGAAAAAGGAGAUCAGCAUUCUGAGCCUGGCAACUCUGGUUCAAGCAUGCAGUUCGGAACUACUUAUGGUGGGACAAAGUUCAACAUUGCUGAUGACACAGGUAGAAGGAGCUUCUCCAUGAGCAAUGAUGAGCCUUACUCGAGUCUGACUCAUAGAUGGUCUACCGGUCCCAAUUCUGGUUAUAGGGCUACAAACUUGGAGGAAUUGUUUGUGGGGCACACGAGAGAGAGAUUGGAUUGCCUUGGUUGUACACAGGCAGAAGAUGCAUUUAGGAGGGAGUCUGACGUAUGCUCUCAGAUUCGCCUUUAUGGUCAGCAAGAUUUUGAUUCUUCAAGAAGUAAUUAUUUGGUGGGUCAGGAUUCUGUGAGUGGACAGAUUGGAUCGUAUUCAUCUACUGACAGCCAUAGUCAUCCUGGUCCUGCAGCUGAGUUAUCGUACAGAAUGAACACAUCAGUCACGCAGCGGUAUGCACCUCGGUUGGAUGAAUUGAACCACACGAGGAUGGGCCGCUUAGGAUCUGAACCUGCUAUAGGAUAUCAACCGCACAUGUCCAGUAGCAACGGCACUUAUGAUCCCAGGGCACCCCGGCCCGGUCAACAUGGUGGCUCCAUGGGUUUUGCUCCCGGUCCUCACCAAAGCUAUUCGAACCAAAAUUCAGCAGGUUGGCUGAAUGAGUAAAACAGGAAGGAUCAAUCUGAAUCAAAAUUUAGACUUCAAAUUUAACGGUUUACCGUCUCCUUUUAGUUCUCCCAUCUCUCUGGAUCUGCUGAUGCGAAUGGGAAACAAAUGGAUGAAUGGAUGAGGCUACCUCCACUCUAUCUAUGGAGCCAUCCUUCCUGAUUGGUCUGCCGAGCACAGGGCAGUAGCUCAAGAGAAUGGUCACAUCUCUGCGUCACAAGCGACUAUGAAUGAAGCAAGCACAUCGUUCUGACUCUCAAAUUCACGAUCAUUGCCAUGACGCCCAAAUGCUGAUGGAUGAUGAUUGGCAGAUUGUACCGGUGUUAUCUCAACCAGUGCCGACUCUGUUUUCUCAACUAGUAGCGGUUCGGUUAUCAUAUCCCUAUAAAUUGUGUCUGAACUAUAUGCUCCACUCCAGGAUGGUUAAAUAAGUUAAAACUUUGUGCCGCGAGCUUCAUGGAUUUGAGUCCUUUCGGUGUC